Molecule: messenger RNA, 1802 nt
Organism: Capsaspora owczarzaki ATCC 30864
Lineage: Eukaryota; Filasterea; Ministeriida; Capsasporidae
Exons: 2
Coding region: 15-1715 (566 amino acids)
Biological process (GO): regulation of ribosome biogenesis
Cellular component (GO): nucleolus
Molecular function (GO): nucleic acid binding; telomerase inhibitor activity
Source: RefSeq, a predicted model, not a curated record
GCAAUGGAUGUACUAUGGCCAAAAAAGAAACCUUCACUCAGUCUUCCCCACCUAUCAAGCUUCUGAAGAUGGAGCAACGCCGACGCGAAAAGUGGUCGCUCGACCCGAACAACCGCGCGUGGCAGGAGGACAAGGGCAAGUUUGGCUACAAGAUGCUCAAGCAGAUGGGCUGGACUGACGGCCAGGGCCUCGGUAAGGACGAGCAGGGAUCGUCCUCGCAUGUCAAAAUCCACCAAAAGAAGGACAAUUCGGGCGUCGGUGCCAAGAAAAACCACGACGACGACUGGAUGGAGACGCAGAACGCAUUCAGCAGUCUGCUCGCCACCCUCAACAAGAACGUUGCGCUCGGCGUCGACGCAAAGUCAGAGGAGGCAAAGCGCCAAGCAGAGGAGUCUGCACUCACCCCGUCCAUGCGUCUCGCGGCCAAGGCGCGCCAGUCACGCCGCAUCUUUUAUGGCAAGUACGUCCGUGGCAAGGACGUUGGCGGCUACACUGAGACGGACAUGGCGUGCAUCCUGGGCAUUUCGUCAAAGUCAGCCACGCCUGCAUCGUCGCAACCCGUGUCAGAGGCGCCCUCGAGCGGCAGCGACAGCGAUAGUGAUAGCGACAGCAGCUCCAGCAGCAGCUCAUCGUCCUCAUCGUCGUCCGACUCAUCUUCUUCAUCCUCCUCCUCCUCCUCCUCCUCCUCCUCUUCAUCAUCAUCAUCAUCGUCGUCAGACAGCGACUCGGAUCACGACCGCGCACCGCUGCGCAAAGCCAAAAAGCUUCGCAAGUCCAGCAACGAGGCAAAGCCAGAGAAGAGCAAGCUUGCCGACGGCGAAGAGGUCAUUGGUGGAAUCAAAACGCACACGAGCAGCGUGUCCAUGUCAGACUACUUUGCCCAGGCAAAGCGACGCCUGAUGGAGGCGAAUGGUGCCGCCCAGCAGCCAGCAACUCCCGAUCGCAGCUCCACGUCUGCCAGCUCCAACAAGAAGGCGGGCUACUCGAACUUGGUGGAAUCCGCGAGCAGCAGCCCGGCAUCCUUCUCGUCGCACCUGGGACUCGGUGCUCAAAACUUUAGCCAAACCGCAAACACCCAUCCCACUCGCAUGGAUGUGGAUUCUGACAGCGGUAGCGAGAGCGAUGACGAGUCUGAUGCCGACACGAAGAAGCCCGCCAAAAAGUCGAGCAAAAAGCAAGACAGCAGCAGCAGCAGCAGCAGCGGCAGCAGCGAUGAUAGCAGUGACGACAGCAGCGAUUCGAGCGACGAAGAGCAGAAGAUUGUCAACAAGUCCUCCAAAGAUAAGCACGCCAAGAAGAGCAAGGCUACAAAAUCUGUCGAAACCGAGUCCGCAGCGAAGAAGGAAAAGAAGCAGAAGAAGCACAAGAAGAAGAGCACCGACAAGUCUGACAAGGCGCCGUCCAAGAAAAGCUCCAUUUCCGCGUCCAUUCCUCAACUGGAUGCAUCCCCUGCCGGUGCCCUUGGCAGGAAGCGAAAAGCAGAGCAGCCGCUGGAGGCUUCUGGAAGCGACCGCAAAAAGGUUAUUUUGGAGGUCGAAGAGCAGCGCAAGCCUGUCGACAAGACCGACAAGAAGGACAAGAAGGACAAGAAGGACAAGAAGGACAAGAAGGACAAGAAGGACACGAAACUAGAAAAGAAGGAAAAGCCAAUCGAAUCCGACUCGGCCAAGAAAUCCAGCAAGAAGAACAAAAAGGACAAGGAAACGACCGUCUAAACCAACUUGCUUUUUUGAUGAUGGUCAUGAUUUGUUGCGAAUGUUCCCCCAUGAUUUGUGCGAAUUAAACUACUCUUCCGUUUUGCA